AUGACUUCACCUCUCUUUAACGAUUUAAGCACAAGAAAUAAACAAAAUAUCCUUCACUGGCUUAACGAAAUUAAACCCGAAUAUGAAAAUGAAAUGGUUUUUCAUGUAGACUCAUUAUUGGUUUUUGAAUGGAAGGAAGCUGCGCUCCUUCAAAGAGGAAUAUUAAAGGCGAACGUAAUUGAAUUGAUUACUAGCACACACCAGAACGUUAGAUAUUACGUUGAUAAUGAUGUACACAAUACACCUAAUGUUUUAUCGGAUUCAUUCUUUAGCGUAGUUGGUCCUCGUGCGAGCCAAAUAAUCGUACACAUCGUUAGGAGACUACAAACUAAUUAUCAUCAAGCAAAUGUCCCAUCAUUAGGUCGGGUAUUUUGCGUAAGGGCAACUAAAGCUAACGUUAUAAAAGUCGAUGAACUUUACCCUUUUAAUAUUUGA
Molecule: messenger RNA, 435 nt
Organism: Funneliformis mosseae
Lineage: Eukaryota; Fungi; Glomeromycota; Glomeromycetes; Glomerales; Glomeraceae
Source: the annotation of a GenBank genome assembly